AUGGCUCUGGACAGCAAGUGGAAGGAGCUGCUGUUGGGAACGCUGAAGGAGCUUGGGGAGGACGACUUCGAGGAAUUCAAGUUCUUUUCGGACCUGCCUCAAAGCGUACAAGAAAACCCCCGCCGGGUGAACAUUGCUAACGCGCUGGUGAAGAAGCACGGCGAGAAUACUCUGGAGGAGACCAUCAAAAUUCUGGAAAAGAUUGGUAACAAGAACUUGGCCGAGAAGUUGCGUGGCAACGUGCUGGAAAUAAAAGGCCCCGUCUUCUCCGUUCAUGAUGUUGAUGAUCAGAUUGCCAGAUUGAAGGCAGACCUGCAGGACAACCUGCGGAGUUUAUACAGCUUUGUUCCCGAGUGCAACACCGAGCCCUGGAAGCAGCAGCAGCCUCUGGCGGAGGUCUACACCGAGGUGGACAUCACCUACGGGGCCGACGUCACGCCCGACGAUCGGCACGAGGUCCUUCAGAUGGAAACGCGUGCCGCCGCCGCCAAGGGGUCUAUCCUGUCCUGCGACAUCUUCAAAAGCCCUGACGGGAAGCCGCGACCAAUACGCACGCUCCUCACCGUCGGCUUCGCGGGCAUCGGAAAAACCUUCCUCGUUCAAAAAUUUGUGUGUGACUGGGCCAGCGGGAAUGCCAACCAGGACGUGCACCUCAUAUUUCCCUUCACAUUCCGUGAGUUGAACACUGACAAAGGGAAAGGUUUUACGCUUGCUGAGCUUAUCCGUCGCUACGUCUGCGGGAGCAGACACAUCAGCGAGGAGACUCUGAACAUUAUAUUAGACGGCCUGCAGAAGUCCGGGAAACAGGACUAUGAAAGCAGCAGGAUCAAGAUCUUGUUUGUCUUGGACGGACUGGACGAGUGCAACUUUAAAAUGGACUUGAAAAAUCAGACGAAAGUGGACAUGGAUGUGAAAAAACUCUACCCGCUGGAGGUGCUCCUGGGGCACCUCAUCAAGAGGAACCUGCUUCCUUGCUCCCGGGUUUGGAUCACCACGCGGCCCGCGACGGCCCGCGACAUCCCGUCCGACCUCAUUGACAGCAGAACAGAGGUGAGAGGAUUCAGCGAUUCCAGGAGGCUGGAGUACUUCAGGAAAAAGUUCCCAAAUGAGGAGCGUGUCAUUGAGCACAUCCGAAAAACUCGCACCAUCUUCAUCAUGUGCCACCUGCCCAUCUUCUGCUGGCUCACCGCCACAGUUCUUCAGGAUCAUUUGGACAAAGGGAAGGAGGGAGAGCUUCCCACAACGCUGACAGACAUGUACUCGGAGCAUGUUUUUAACCAGCUGGACAAGUCCAAGGAGCGACAGACAACCGAGUCCGCCGAUUACGUGAAAGCGCUAGCAAAGCUGGCGUUUGACCACACCAUGAGUAAGCAACAGAUCUUUUACGAGGAGGACCUGGCGAAAAGCGGAUUUGAUUACAGCCAAGCCGCAAAACACUCCGGAAUAUUCACCGAGGUGUUUAAGGAGGUCCGUCCGCUCAGAAGAAACCAACAGGGCAAGAUGUUUCAGUUCGUCCAUCUGAGCAUCCAGGAGUAUUUGGCCGCAUUUCACGUGAUGAUAUGCCUCUUUCACGACAACAAGAACAUACUGGCUGAUUCAGAGCAGGCACUGGAGUGUGUCUUCCAAGAAGAAGAAAAAUCAGAAGAAACAGAAUCAGAAGAUGGAGAAAAAGAAUCUGAAGAAGAAACAGAAUCAGCCGAUGGAGAAAAAGAAUCUGAAGAAGAUACAGAAGAUGAAGGGGGUUGGAAAAUCACUGAGGUUCACCGAUCAGCUCUCCAGAAAGCCUCGGAGAGUGAAGGAAACUUGGACAUGUUCAUCCGCUUCCUCUUUGGCCUUUCCUUGGCAUGCAACCAGAAACUAGUGGGGGAACUGCUGAGAGCUCCUCAGGACUGCAGACGAAGCAAGUCAAAGACUGUCAAGUUGAUCAAGGAGCGGAUAAAACAAAACACUCCAGAGAAGAACAUCAACUUGUUCUACUGCUUAAACGAGCUGAAGGACGACUCUUUGCUGAAGCAGUUUCAGAAAAAAAAAAAUAGUUCAGUAAUUGUUGACUGGGACAAAAUGCCAAAUGACAUGUGGUCAGCCUUGGCCUUCUUUUUACUGACAGACGACGAAACCAUGGAGUCCUUUGACCUGUGGAAAUACACCACAUCGCCUUUGGGGCUCGAGAAGCUGUUGGUGGUGGUCAAGGCGUCUGAAAAAUCAAAUCUACAUGGUUGUAACCUGGACAAAGGCAGCUGUCACCUGCUGGCUUCCGUUCUCAGCUCUCCAUCCAACCUGAAGCAUCUGAAUCUGAGCUACAACAAUCUGUCUGACGAAGGGGUGGCGAUCCUCUCGAAAGGACUGGCCAGCCCAAACUGCAUCUUAGAGUCCCUCAUUUUAAGAAUGUGUGGCCUGGACAAAGACGGCUGUCACCCGCUGGCUUCCAUUCUCAGAUCUCCAGCCAACCUGAGGCAUCUGAAUCUGAGCUGGAACGCUCUGUCAGACAAAGGGGUGGAGAUCCUCUCAAAAGGACUGGCCAGCCCAAACUGCAAAUUGGAGUCCCUCACGCUGACACUUUGCAAGAUCACGGAUAAAGGAUGCGUUUUGUUGGCCGAGGCGCUCAAGUCAAACCCCUCCCAUCUUCAAAACCUAUUGCUGUGGGGUAAUCCAAUAGGUGAAGAAGGAAGGAGGGUCUUAUCGCACGUCCAAGAGGAUCCAAGCUAUCGCCUGCAGACUGUCGGUCCAAGUUCAGCUGGUCUCCAGCAGCUGCUCACUGUGUGUGCCAGGUACGGGGAGCUACACGAUAUAAAAUAUAAUGAUGCUAAGAGUGUCGUCAUGAUCGUAAGAUCAAAUGGGGAUAAACAGUUGGUCUUCCCUGACUUUAAGUUGGCUGGUCAAGAAUUAAAGUCCUGCAGUCAGGUGAAAUAUCUCGGCCAUAUGAUCACCGACACGCCGACAGACAAUGAGGACAUAUUUCGCCAGUGCCCCGUUAUGAUGCGGCCUGGCCAGCGACGGCGCGAGGUGGGCGAGCGCCUCGACCGGUUCCGUACCGCCGAUCCGUCCGGGGCAGCCGGCGGCGAACGGACCCAAGCCCGAGCGGGAAAGAGCGAUACCUCAUCCACGGUCACCUCCCUCACGCGUAUGUAA
Molecule: messenger RNA, 3129 nt
Organism: Nerophis lumbriciformis (worm pipefish)
Lineage: Eukaryota; Metazoa; Chordata; Actinopteri; Syngnathiformes; Syngnathidae
Source: RefSeq, a predicted model, not a curated record